This is a messenger RNA of Oppia nitens, 2369 nucleotides long. RefSeq lists its product as uncharacterized. The record is from RefSeq and is a predicted model, not a curated record. Gene Ontology annotation, molecular function: protein binding. Lineage: Eukaryota; Metazoa; Arthropoda; Arachnida; Sarcoptiformes; Oppiidae. Bases 243 to 1667 code for a protein of 474 amino acids. The transcript has 3 exons.
UGUUAUCAUUGAAUGCAAUCAUUUGUUUUGUUUGAUUGCAUUGACUAUUGAAUUGCAGUUUUGUUUUAAUUGUUUUGUUCAUUGAUUACAACCAAUAAUUGAUUUAAUAUUAUCACCGAUGAAGACAUCAUUUAAAGACAUUUGAAAACAGUUUUAUUGAAAUAAAAUAAAAAUUUUUUGAAGUAAUAAUAAUAAUAAAGAUAUUUAGAAGACUGAAGACUAAACAGACAAAUACAACAACAAUGACACCGAAGAAUGACUCAUUUGAUCGCUUCGGCGAUGAUUUGGCGGAACUAUUGUUUAAAUAUAUGCCGAUUGAAGACAAACUAAGACUGCAAUCGGUGUCCAAACAGUGGUUGCAAUUGUUAUUCAUUGGACAAACGUAUCUCAUAUUUGGCGAUAGUUUUUAUAAAACAUUUAAUUUUACUGAAAGAAGACGUAAUGAAAUAUUUAUGAUUUUUGAGUCAAUCUUUAAGAAGUGUCCAAAAAUUGAUCGACUAGUAGUCGGCCGUCAAUCGGUAUACAAUCAAUAUAUACGUUUGGAUGAAAUUUUUGAUCAAUUUUUCGACCUAUUGAUAAUAUACUGUCCGCGUUUGCGACACAUUAUUAUUGAAUAUAUACCGCCACGAGGUAGCUUUCUGGCCGAAGUUACCGAUAAAACUAUUGAACGUUUUGUGGCCGCCUAUGGCCAACAAUUGCUGACAUUUAAGUUUAUUACCGAUUGCAGCACUCAAUUGAUGUUUAGCGACAAAUUUUUGCCACAUUUACAUCAAUUCAAAUGUUUAAAAUAUUACGGAAGUCAGCUAACGAUUAAUGAAUUAUUUGAUUAUCAACAACAAGAUGUGUUCAGAGGUAUUGUUGUUUUGCCCACAAGUCUACAGUCGAUUUGCAUUGAAUUGACAGCUAAUUGUCUGCCAAUGUUUGCGUCGUUUGCAAUCAAUUAUGGUCACCAAUUGAAAGCAUUAGAUAUUAUUAGAUGUGACUUAAGGGACGAAACACCGGUUGAACAAACAUUUGUAACGACAUUAUUAAAGUUUUGUCAAUUAAGACGACUCCGAAUACAUGUUAGAUUCGAUCAUUUUAAUCAAUUAAUUGAUGAACUAUUGAGACAACAUUUUAGCCGUCGAUGUCAUCAACUAAGACGUCUAUAUCUAACCGGAGAUUCUUAUAACAAUAUAAAUAGAGAAUCUAUUAACCAAUUGAUUGAUAUUUUAGGCAAAGAUCUUAAACAAUUGAAACGACUGGCCAUUCAUUGUUUUGCUGAAAAUGAAUUAUCCAAUUAUAAGACAAUACUAAACAGUGAUUCACUAAAAAAUAUGAAACAAUUGACACAUUUGUCGCUUCAUUUUCUAUCUAAAUUCUGCGGCGACGAGAUUUUCCGGGAUAUUGACAGCCGUUUACCGCGACUUGAAUUCAUUGACAUCAAUAAUCCGAUCAUUACUCGUGAGUCAAUGCAAUCCAUGUCCCGAUUGCGUCACUUAAAUUGCGUACGAUUAGCCGGUUGUCAUAAUCCAGAUAUUGAUGACAACUAUAGUAUGGAUGAUCUGAUUUCGGCGCUAUCAAUGGUCACCAAUGUUUACAUAUCGUUUAGUAAAAAUACUAAAUAUGUUAUCAAAGUGAUUUAUCAAAGGAUUGCAUAUAUUUCUGUGAAAACUAUUAACUAUUAAUAAACACAACAUCGUCGGCGACAAUAACUGUAAAGAUUACCACAAAUACAAUAAUGAGGGACUCGUUUGACCGCUUCGGUGAUGAUUUGUGUGAUUAUCUGUUGCAUAAUCUAGAGAUUAGAGAAAAGUUAAGAUUACAAUCAAUUGCCAAACAAUGGUUAAGACUAUUGUUGACUUCAUUUAAUUGCUUAAUAUUUGGCAGAGUAUGUGGUAUUGACAUUAAAAGUGAUGACAUAUAUAAGGAUGAAGUUUUCAAUUCAAUAAUAAGCAAAUGCGCUAAAUUGACUUCAAUUAUAUUUGAUAACAGUAGUCUCACAACUGAUAAUAAUUUGUUGUCAAUGAUAGAAAUGUGCAAUAAUUUACAAAAUGUUUCACUAAAUAUUCACAUUACACAAGAUAUAGUUUUGUACAAUUUUGAUCCAUUUUUCCAAAAAUUUAAUGAAUUAAAAUCAUUUGAAAUACUGACAAAUGAAAACAAUCAUCCAGUGAUUGUCAAUAAAGUAAACCAUUAUUUAACGAAACUCAAGAAGUUGGUUGUCAUUGAUAGUUCAAAAUUAAUAGAUUUUUGCGUUUUUUUCAAUAAAAUUAAAGUCUGUUUGUUGCCCACAAGUCUACAGUCGGUAUCAUUUGAUAUGACAAUUGAGUGGCAAUCAUUGUUUGGUCUGUUUGCCGACAAUUAUGGACAACGAUUGAUAACACUUC